ACCGGAUCGGCCAAGUCCGAGAAGCGUUAAGCUUCUACAUCCCUGUCCAAUUACGUGGCGGGGCCCUUGUCUUUGUCUCCUGGAUUCCGGCUUCUCUCAUCCCACAUUGAUUCUGGCGGCGAACUUCAAGUUUGCAUACGUGAAGUGAAUAAGCGGACAAGGCCCUGGCACUACGUCAAUCCGCAUACAUCAUACUUCAAAGUUUCUUCAACCCCCUCCCUCACCCAUGCUGCGCCUACUACUCCGGCUGGCUAUCACAUUCUUCGGCCUCAGCCUUGCCACCCAAAUACCUCUCCUAUCCUCAGACCCAAACACAGAUGAUUUUCGCGUCAUCCGCAGCACCCAAUUCCCAGACCAGUCGGUGCGCAUCCGCCAGCAGAACGAGUCCAUCUGCGCUGCCGGCUCCGCCCAAUACACCGGCUGGCUGGACAUUGGCCCCAAACAUAUCUUCUUCUGGUACUUCGAGAGCCAGAAUGACCCUCUAACUGACCCCCUGACUCUCUGGAUGACCGGCGGGCCCGGCGAUUCCAGCAUGAUCGGCCUAUUCCAGGAGAUCGGGCCUUGUCUCGUCAAUGAGCAUGGUAACGGCACCUACCAUAAUCCGUGGGCAUGGUCGCGGAAUUCGUCGCUGCUGUUUGUCGACCAGCCGGUCGAUACGGGCUUUUCGUAUAUUGACGAGGGAGUCGAAUUGCCGGUGGAUUCAGCGGAAGCAGCGGUCGACAUGCAUCGAUUUCUUCAGUUGUUUGUGUCUGAGGUUUUCCCGCAUUUGUCAACCGUGCCGGUGCAUCUUUCGGGGGAGUCGUAUGCAGGGAAAUAUAUCCCACACCUCGGCGCCCAGAUAAUCCAGCAGAACCAGCUCCAUCCCGACCAUCCCCAGAUCAACCUGCAGUCAUGUCUAGUCGGGAACGGCUUCAUGUCCCCGAGAGACUCAUUCUACGGAUACUGGGAAACCCUCUGCACCACGAAUCCAGGCGUCCCUGAGCCCGUAUUCAACAAAACUCGAUGCGACAUCAUGGCCGCGGACAUGCCGCGCUGCAUGCAGGUCUCUGAUUUCUGCGUGAGAAACCCAGACCCGGCGAUCUGUCAUGCUGCGCUGAAGGUCUGCUACGAGGGCGUGGUGGGUUGGUACGAUGAUGAAGCCGGUGCUGGGGGACGGAACAGAUUUGAUAUCACGGCGCCAUGCGAGAUCGACGAGAUGUGCUACAUUCAAUCCGCGCGCAUCGAGACAUAUCUGAACACUCCCGCUGUGUGGAAUGCGCUCUCUCCUCCCGCCCAGAUAAAAGAGUACAAGUUCGUCGCGCAGUCCGUUAUCGACGCAUUCGAUACCUCCUCUGACGGCAUGACCUCUACGUCUGAUCUGGUUGUCUUUCUGCUGAACCAUGGAGUCGACUUUUUGGCUUACCAAGGAAAUCUGGAUCUCGCGUGCAAUACGGCGGGGAAUCGACGGUGGGCGGAUUCGGUCAUUUGGAAGGGACAGGCGGAGUUCACGGCGAAGGGAAUGAGACCGUGGAUGACUUUUGUUGAGGACGGGAGGAAAGAGACAGUUGGGCUCAUGAAGGAGGUGAAUGUGCAGGUUGGUGAUGGGCGGUCGAGGUUUGCGUUUGUGACUGUUGAUGAGUCGGGGCAUUUGCUUCCUCAGGAUCGACCUGACGUGGCGCUUGAUAUGAUGAUCAGGUGGAUCUCAGGGGAAUCUUUCGCAUAG
This is a messenger RNA of Aspergillus melleus, 1702 nucleotides long. It is a transcript of the gene cp8, whose product is annotated as putative carboxypeptidase Y. Gene Ontology annotation, cellular component: fungal-type vacuole. NCBI's taxonomy places the organism in Eukaryota, Fungi, Ascomycota, Eurotiomycetes, Eurotiales, Aspergillaceae. Gene Ontology annotation, molecular function: serine-type carboxypeptidase activity. The transcript has 4 exons. Gene Ontology annotation, biological process: proteolysis. The record is from RefSeq and is a predicted model, not a curated record. The coding region runs from base 227 to 1702 and encodes 491 amino acids.